Messenger RNA from Rubroshorea leprosula, 2708 nucleotides. Lineage: Eukaryota; Viridiplantae; Streptophyta; Magnoliopsida; Malvales; Dipterocarpaceae. The record is from the annotation of a GenBank genome assembly.
CUGUUCUAACUGCUUCCGUUGUGGCAACAGUUUUAUGGGUUAUUGUUCUUAUAGUAGCCUCGAUAAUGUUAGCAGCAGCAAAGUCGCAAGAUUCAGAAGCUCAGGCAUUGUUGGAGAGUGGGUGGUGGGAUGACUAUGUCAACAACACUGCAAAUCAUUGUAGCUGGCCUGGUGUAAAAUGCAACCACGAUGGAAGUGUCAUCGAGAUUAGCACUCCAUAUGAUUAUUAUUAUGAGGGAGAAACAUUAUCAAAGAUGAAUUUUUCUACCUUCCCCAAUCUUCUUCGGCUUGAUCUUAAUAACAGUUGGCUUAGCGGAAGCAUCCCUCCUAGUUUGGGUAAUCUGACCAAACUUAGAGAACUGUUUCUUGGAAGCAACCGACUCAAUGGAUCCAUUCCACCAGAAAUUGGGAAGCUACAUAAUGUGGUUACUUUGGAUCUUUCUAGCAACUCUCUUUCAGGUUCAAUCCCUCCUACUCUGUUUCAUCUAACCAGUUUGACCGAGUUGUAUCUUAAUUCAAAUAUUUUAGAAGGUCAUAUACCAGGAGAUAUUGGGAAUUUGCCAUCUUUGCAAUGUUUAUACCUCUCACAAAAUACAUUGAGUGGACCCAUCCCUAUUCAGCUUGGGAAUUGUACAAAUUUAGGGGUGUUGUCAUUGAGCAAGAACUCUUUAAGUGGAACCAUCCCCCUUCAGAUUAGCAAUCUCCAUAGCCUGUCACUAAUUGAUAUCAGCCAUAAUUCCAUAAGUGGAGAGAUACCUUUUCAACUUGGGAAUUUAUCAAGGUUGGAGACACUAGAUCUUAGUUACAAUAGUCUCUCAGGCUCCAUUCCAAAUCCGCUUCAUCUAACUUCUUUGAGUAGCUCGUAUCUUGAUUCAAAUCUUUUAGAAGGUCAUAUACCUGGUCAUAUUGAGAAUUUGAAAUCUUUUCAAUCUUUUAAAUAUGUAGACCUCUCCCAAAACCAAUUGAGUGGACCGAUUCCAACUCACAUCGGAAAUUGCAGCUUUUUAGUGGAGUUGUCAUUGAGCAACAACUCCUUAAGUGGGAGCAUUCCCAUUCAAAUAUGCAAUCUCCUUUUCCUCUCACGAAUUGAUAUCAGCCACAAUUCAAUUAGUGGCUCCAUCCCUGUCCAACUUAUGAGUUGCUCUGCAUUAACGGAGUUAGUAUUGAGCAACAACUACUUCAAUGGAAGCAUCCCCCUUGAGAUUGGCAAUCUCAAUCUUCUCUCACUAAUUAAUAUUAGCCACAAUUUCAUCAGUGGAGAGAUACCUCGUCAACUUGGGAAUUUAUUAUCUUUGAAGGCCUUAGAUCUCAGUUACAAUAACCUCUCAGGCCAAAUCCCAAUUAACUUGCUUCAUUUUCCAAAGAGGUCUUUCAUAGGAAAUAAGGAAUUAUAUGAUUACCAUCUUAGGAAUGAAAUGUUGAGGCAUGUUAAAAUUAUUCUUCCCAGCACCGUUUCUGUUGUCUUGGUACUUUUGGCUUUGUUGUUGCUUUCUAGAAGAAUACAUAGAGCUAAAAGUAGGGAAGCAUAUCCAAGUCCAACAAAAAAUGGGGAUAUAUUCUCAAUAUGGAACUUUGAUGGAAAGAUUGCAUAUGAAGAUGUCAUUGAAGCAACUGAGGAUUUUGACAUCAGAUAUUGCAUUGGCACUGGUGGGUAUGGCAGUGUUUAUAGAGCACAAUUGCCCAGUGGCCAAGUAAUUGCUUUAAAGAAACUGCAUCGAAAGGAAGCAGAGGAGCCGACCUUUGAUAAGAGCUUCAACAAUGAGGUAAAGAUGUUAACAGAAAUACGUCAUAGAAACAUUGUGAAACUUCAUGGAUUUUGCUUGCACAAGAGAUGCAUGUUUUUGAUCUAUGAAUACAUGGAAAGAGGAAGCUUGUUUUGUGUGCUAAGAAAUGAUGAUGAAGCUAUGGAGCUGGAUUGGAACAUAAGAGUGAAUGUCAUAAAAAACAUAGCGCAUGCUUUGUCUUACCUUCACCAUGAUUGCAUCCCACCCAUCCUUCAUCGGGACAUAUCAAGCAACAACAUUCUAUUGAACUCGAAAUUGGAGGCUCUUGUUGCUGAUUUUGGAAAUUCUAGGUUUUUGGAUCCUGAUUCAUCUAGUUAUACCGUACUUGCUGGCACUUAUGGUUAUAUUGCCCCAGAACUUGCCUAUACGAUUAUUGGGAGUGAGAAGAGUGAUGUUUAUAGCUUUGGAGUCGUGGCAUUAGAAGUACUGAUGGGAAGGCAUCCUGGAGAGCUAUUGACAUUGUCAUCAUCAACAUCAUAUUUGCAAAAUGUGAUGCUAAGUGAUAUAUUAGAUAUGCGUCUAUCCCCUCCAAGAAGUCGAAAUCUUACCCAGAAUAUUGUGUUUGCUGCUACAAUUGCAUUUGCUUGCUUGCGUGCAAAACCAAAGUCCAGGCCAACAAUGAAAUUUGUGUCUCAACAGUUCGUUGCCCAUCAAAGACCACUCUUGAAGCCUUUUCCAACUGUUUCUCUAUUGGAACUGGUGAAUAGUGAAUUGGAGAUGAAAAAUGAAAUAGAAUCUCAACCAAAAGUUUCAAGUUAUCCAGUCAAGUCUGAUGGUUCUUCUUCAAAUGAAAUUCUUGAUAUCUAAUUCUGGGAAUCAAAAGGCUACCUUGUUUUGAUAAGGGAUGGUCAACAAAAUAACUUCCUCCUUUGGUUAAUAAAAGAAGUACCCAUAAAGUAUGUCUAAUAAAUAUUUUACUUCUUA